AUGAGGAGCAAUCUGGAAUUGAAUAAUUGUCCACUUCUUAAUAAUACUGGCCAUGCUGAAGAAAAACUAGGUUUUACAUAUGACAGCAUCAUAAUAUGUCUGCGGUUAGCUUUACUAAAUGAAGCAAAAGAGGUGCGAGCAGCAGGACUGCGAGCUCUCCGCUAUCUCAUUCGAGACUUGAGUAUUCUCCAGAAGGUGCUAAAGUUGAAAGUGGAUUACUUGAUAGCCAGGUGUAUUGACAUACAGCAGAGUAAUGAAGUAGAAAGAACACAAGCACUCCGAUUAGUCAGAAAGAUGAUCACUGUGAAUGCUUCAUUGUUCCCAAGUUCUAUUACUAAUUCUUUGAUAGCAGCUGGAAAUGAUGGUCUUCAAGAAAGAGACAGAAUGGUUCAUGCAUGCAUAGCCAUUAUCUGUGAACUAGCACUUCAGAAUCCCGAGGUGGUGGCUCUUCAGAGUGGUUUAAGUACCAUCUUGAAAAAUGUGAUUGAUUGUCAACUAAGCCGAAUAAAUGAGGCUUUGAUAACUACCGUUUUGCACCUCAUUAAUCAUCCAAAGACCCGACAGUAUGUAUGAGCAGAUGUAGAGUUAGAGCGAAUUUUAGCUCCUUACACAGAUUUUCACUACAGGCAUAAUCCAGACACAGCAGAAGGACAACUCAAAGAGGACAGAGAAGCACGGUUCCUAGCUAGUAAAAUGGGAAUAGUGGCAGCAUUUCGAUCAUGGGCAGGUAUUAUCAGUCUGUGCAAACCUGGAAAUUCUGGAAUUCAGUCUCUUAUUGGGGUACUCUGUAUACCAAAUGUGGAAAUACGGCAAGGUCUGCUUGAGGUUCUCUAUGAUAUAUUUCGCCUUCCUCUCCCUGUUGCUGCAGAAGAAUUUAUUGAGGCACUUCUCAGUGUAGAUCCAAGCAAAUUUCAGGACUGCUGGAGACUUUCUGAUGGCUUUGUAGCUGCUGAAGCUAAAACUAUACUACCACAUCGAGCCAGGUCAAGGCCUGAUCUCAUGGAUAAUUAUUUGGCUUUAGUGCUUUCAGCUUUUAUUACCAAUGGACUUCUAGAGGGUCUGGUUGAAGUGAUCACAAGUAGUGAUGACCAUGUAUCUGUUAGAGCAACUAUCCUUUUAGGAGAACUUUUGCACAUGGCAAACACAAUCCUUCCUCAUUCUCAUAGCCAUCACCUGCACUGUUUACCAACACUAAUGAAUAUGGCAGCAUCUUUUGACAUGAAAGAGAAGAGACUACGAGCAAGUGCCGCACUCAACUGCUUAAAACGUUUUCAUGAGAUGAAGAAAAGAGGACCUAAACCUUACAGCCUUCAAUUAGAUCAUAUUAUUCAGAAAGCAAUCUCAGACCACCAAAAAAGGCAUCAGUACCUGCAGAAAGACAUCUUUAUUUUAAAGGAUACAGAAGAAGCACUUUUAAUGAAUCUUCGAGACAGCCAAGUUCUCAAUCAUAAAGAGAACCUUGAGUGGAACUGGAAUCUGAUAGGGACCAUACUGAAGUGGCCAAAUGUAAAUCUAAGGAACUAUAAAGAAGAACAAUUGCACAGGUUUGUAAGGAGAUUGCUUUAUUUUUACAAGCCUAGCAGUAAACUGUAUGCCAACCUGGAUCUGGAUUAUGCCAAGGCUAAGCAGCUCACUGUGGUGGGUUGUCAGUUUACUGAAUUUCUCCUUGAAUCAGAAGAGGAUGGACAAGGUUACCUGGAGGAAUUGGUUAAAGAUAUUGUAAAUUGGCUCAACUCUUCAUCGGGAAUGAAACCUGAAUGUAGCCUUCAAAAUAAUGGGUUACUAAAUACCCUUAGCCAGCACUACUUUCUGUUUUUUGGUUCUCUCUCUUGUCACCCUCAUGGAGUAAAAAUGCUUGAAAAAUAUAAUGUGUUUCAGUGUCUUCUUAAUUUUUGUUCUUUGAAGAACCAGGAUCACUUGUUAAAAUUGACUGUUUCUAGUUUGGAUUAUAGCAGAGAUGGGUUAGCAAGAGUCAUUCUUUCUAAAAUCCUGACAGCAGCUACUGAUAGCUGCAGGUUGUAUGCAACAAAACGAGUAUUACUGAGAGCAAAUGUAAAAUUCUUCAGCAACUGGGGGACUGAGUUACUGGUGACCCAGUUACAUGAUAAAAAUAAAACUAUUUCUUCUGAGGCACUUGAUAUUCUAGAUGAGGCAUGUGAAGACAAGGCCAAUCUUCAUGCACUUAUCCAAAUGAAACCAGCUCUUUCUCACCUUGGAGACAAAGGUUUGCUUCUCCUCCUAAGAUUUCUGUCCAUUCCAAAGGGGUUUUCGUAUCUAAAUGAAAGAGGUUAUGUAACAAAACAAAUGGAAAAGUGGCAAAAGGAAAAUAACUUAAAAUAUGUUGAAUUGAUUGAAGAACAACUUAAUGAAGCACUUACAACUUAUCGCAAACCUGUUGAUGGUGAUAACUAUGUUCGUCGAAGCAACCAAAGAUUACAGCAACCACAUGUCUACCUGCCAGUUCACCUUUAUGGCCAACUGGUGCACCAUAAAACAGGCUGCCAUUUAUUGGAGUCUCAGAAUAUUGUUACAGAUCUAAGUUACACUGUUCAUUCCCCAGUGCUGGAUAAGUGUGAAGGAAUUAAGCAGCUCAAAGCAGCCCUUUGGGCCUUGGGCAAUAUAGGAUCAUCAAAUUGGGGUCUUAACUUGCUUCAAGAGGAGAAUGUAAUUCCCAACAUAAUGGCUCUUGCACAACAUUGUGAGGUUCUCUCUGUUAGAGGAACCUGUGUCUACGCGCUUGGUCUAAUAGCCAAAACUAAACAAGGAUGUGACAUUUUGAAGCACCAUAACUGGGAUGCAGUGAGACACAGUCGUAGACAGCCUUGGCCAAUGGUCCCUGAUGACAUGGAGCAGCUCUGCAAUGAACUUUCUUCUGUACCCAGUACUCUUAGCUUGAACUCUGAGUCUACCAGUUCUAGGCAUAACAGUGAAAGCGAAUCUACACCUUCAAGUAUGUUCAUCACGGAGGAUGACCGUUUUGGUAGUACAUCCACUAGUACAUUCUUCCUAGAUAUCACUGGAGAUGCAGAACAAAUAUUUUAUUAUAGACCUGGACCUUCAAAGGAUAAAGACCAUAGUCCCUUUCCUUUCUUUUCUUCUAGCAGACUUGUGAAAAAUCGCAUUCUAAACUCUCUUACUCUAGCUAAUAAAAAACAUAGAAGUAGCAGUGAUCCAAAAGGAGGAAAGCUGACAUCUGACAGUAAAUCAGGCCUGAGGCAAAAUCAUACUGUAACAGAACCUUUGAAUAGCAUAAAUUUUCCUGCUGGGGAUGAAUUCAACCCUGUUUUCAGAGUUCCUAAAAUCCAGGCUUUACGAUUAGAAACUUCUUUUGUCAGAAGUAAGAACAUGGAAGAUACUGAUAGUACCCCAAGUAUUGGAGAAAAUUAUCUGAAGCUGCCGAAAGGUCUUGGAAAUGAAAUUCACCAUGAAAACACAAGCAGAGAGAGACUAAUAGGAGAUGGUACUACACAAACACAUUUCAAGAGUUGUAGCGUAAGUUUUAAUACAGAUACCACAACAAGUGGCAUAAGCUCAAUGAGCUCUAGCCCUUCAAGGGAGACUGUAGGUGUGGACACUACAAACCUAGAUACUGACUGUGGAAGUUUGAGUACUGUGGUAAGCACAAAAACAGUUAAAUCAAGUUACUGUUCAACACAACAGUCUAACUGCCUGCCUCUCUCAAAAUCCAACUCUGUAUCCCUAGUACUGCCAGGAUCUUCUCAUACGCUUCCCCGAAGAGCCCAGUCUCUUAAGGCUCCUUUUCUUGCUACAAUAAAAAGUCUUGCUGACUAUAACUUUAGUUACACAAGUUCUCGAGAUGCCUUUGGCUAUGCUACACUAAAACGCUUACAACAGCAGAGAAUGCAUCCUUCACUGUCUCACUCAGAAGCCCUAGCAUCUCCAGCAAAGGAUGUGCUGUUUACUGACAGUAUUACCGUGAAGUCUGGCAGCCUGGAUUCUCGCCUGACCCCAAGGCGGUUCAUGAAAGCUUUAAGUUAUGCUUCAUUAGAUAAAAAAGAUUUAUUAAGUCCUGUUAACCAAAACACACUUCAGCGUUCCUCCUCUGUUCGUUCCAUGGUUUCUAAUGCUACGUAUGGUAGCUCUGAUGAUUACAUUGGCCUUGCUCUCCCAGUGGAUAUCAAUGAAAUAUUUCAGGUAAAGGAAACUCCAUAUUUCCAGAAGCAAACCACGCCUCCAUUUGAUGACCGUGGAGCUAGGGUCUUUGUACCUGAUGCAGAAAGUCUUCCAUCAGGUACAAGUGAUGUUGUCAAAAGUCAUUUUCAGAUGCUUCAACAGCAGAUCAGUCUCACAGAAAUAAUGAAUACCAGCCAUUCAGAUGCUUCUCAGUUUUUAGAAAAUACAGAGGAUACAGGGCUACAGGAGCACACAGAUGAGAACUGCCUUUACUGUGUCUGCAUUCAAAUACUGGAUUAUCAGCCUAACAACAAAGUGAAUUCUUCAUAUAGUCAUACAGUUUUUUCAGACAUUCCAUAUACUGACUGGUGUGGCCAGACCAUACACAAUCACUUAGAUGUGCAUUCCUCCAAAUUUUCUGGAAUUUCAAGCUGUAGUGAUGCAGUAUCCCGUGGUUCAGCUAGCAGCACCAAGAGUACAGACCUUGUACUAGGAGUAAAAUCAAUCCCAGAUGAUACACCAGUGUGCAGAAUACUUCUGCGGAAAGAAGUCUUACAUUUAGUAAUCAAUUUGAGUAGUUCAGUAGGAACUAAGGGCCAUGAAACUGGACUCCUGACAAUUAAGGAGAAAUAUCCCCAAGCAUUUGAUGACAUAUGCCUUUACUCUGAGGUGUCCUACUUGUUAGCACGUUGUACAUUUCGACUUCCAUCUCGAAGGUUCAUUCAGGAGCUAUUUCAAGAUGUACAGUUCUUAAAAAUGCAUGAAGAAGCUGAGGCUAUUUUAGCAUCACCAACAAAACAGCCAGUAAUUGAUACAUCAGCUGAAUUCUGA
Messenger RNA from Columba livia (rock pigeon), 4965 nucleotides. RefSeq names its product rapamycin-insensitive companion of mTOR-like. Gene Ontology annotation, molecular function: protein serine/threonine kinase activator activity. Gene Ontology annotation, biological process: TORC2 signaling; positive regulation of phosphatidylinositol 3-kinase/protein kinase B signal transduction. The record is from RefSeq and is a predicted model, not a curated record. Gene Ontology annotation, cellular component: TORC2 complex. Lineage: Eukaryota; Metazoa; Chordata; Aves; Columbiformes; Columbidae.